Molecule: messenger RNA, 1390 nt
Organism: Carassius auratus (goldfish)
Lineage: Eukaryota; Metazoa; Chordata; Actinopteri; Cypriniformes; Cyprinidae
Product: nodal homolog
Exons: 3
Coding region: 49-1131 (360 amino acids)
Cellular component (GO): extracellular region
Molecular function (GO): growth factor activity; cytokine activity
Source: RefSeq, a predicted model, not a curated record
UAUAAGCUCUCCUGGACCCUCGACCUGUCAUUCUGACCUCAGUGCAUCAUGAACGCGCACGGAGCUCUGCGCCUGCUCUGCUACCAGCUUCUGCUUCUUGGAGUAUUCGGAAAAUAUGAUAAUCACGCCACGAGGAGUACGUCACCCAGAAGCCACCGGCAUCACUUACCGACGUACAUGAUGCAGCUCUACCGACACUUCAAGCUCAACCAAACGCGUCCCGUGGAGAAUACAGAGCACGAGCAAGCGGACACCAUCAAGAGCAUCCUCUCCAAGAGUUUGACCAAUCAGGACACACACUACGUCACACACUUCGACCUUUCCUCGGUUCUCUCCGAGCGUCAGAUCCAUGCGGCGGAGCUGAGGAUUCGUAUUCCCAAAGAAACGCAGCGAUCGAACAUCACGGUGGAGAUCCGACACCAUCAGGACGAGUCCCUGGGUCAGCUGUCCGAUUCCUCUCUGAUGAGCGUCUCCCAUCACUGGAGGGUCUACAACGCCACAGACCUGCUCCUAAACUGGACCGGCCCCAAACUCUCUGAGAGGAGAGCAGCGAGACACGCUCUUCACGCUCUUCACUCCGCGAGGAAAGCUGUGGACGGGAUCCGACACAGAGCCAUGCUGCUGGUCUUCUCACACACCGUCUCUGGACAGAGCGAGCAGGACCGAGCCAGUCUCCUGCACACAGCCGAGACGUCCAAGUUCUUGUUUAACAGCGAAGGAAAGGAGGUGCGCAGAGUCAAGCCUCACAGGAGCAAGCGAGGCCGCAGGGGUCAGCCGAUGAGGAACCCAGAGCCACUCCGGGCCCCGGCGGAGAAGAGCUCCAUGUGCAGGAGAGUCGACAUGCAGGUGGACUUCAGUCAGAUCGGAUGGAGCUCCUGGAUCGUCUUCCCAAAGAAGUACAACGCGUACCGCUGCGAGGGGAGCUGCCCGAACCCUCUGAGCGAAGACCUUCAUCCCACCAACCACGCUUACAUGCAGAGUUUGCUGAAGUACUAUGAUCCCAGCAGAGUUCCUGCGGCCUGCUGCGCUCCGACCAGGACGAGUCCGCUCAGCAUGCUUUACUACGAGAACGGAGAGCUGCUCCUCCGACACCACGAGGACAUGCAGGUGGAGGAGUGCGGCUGUCUGUGACACCUCCACCCCAGCUCCAGAUCCAGCAAGAGUUUCCCAGCGUCCCGGGAACAGAUGAUGAACAUAAGAACAGAAGAUGCUCUUCAUUCGUCUUCUGGAAAAUCAGGAAUAUUACGAUCACUCCUAGAAACUGUUUACGACGGAUUAAAAAGAUCUCAAGCACUGUAUUUACAAUCACACCAUGUGGUAGAGAAACUAUGUAAAUAUUUAUUGUAAAUAAUACAUAAAUAAAGCCUUGAUAUUUAUGGGAAUAUAAUAU